GUUCACCCCACCAAAAUUUUUCUUGUUAGAUAGUAUAAAAAGGAGAACUAUUUUUUAAACCGUAUCAUUUGAUCCUACCAGAUUCAAAAGAUAUUAUACAAAAUGUUCAAAAUCUUCGCCAUUGUCUUCGCCGCCAUCUUGGCCCUCGCCGCCGCUGCCCCUAAGCCAGGCCUUGUAGCCGCCGCCUACAGCGCCCCAGUAGUAGCCGCCGCCCCAGCUGUUGCUUACUCCGCCCCAGUAGUAGCCGCCCACGGACCCGCCGUGGCUUACUCCGCCCCAGUCGUAGCCGCCCACGCUCCAGCCGUCGCCGCCCCAGUCGCCUACUCUGCCGGAUACGUCGCCCCCGCUGUAGCCUACGGCGCCCCAGUUGCCCACUACUACUAAACAGUGGUUUAAAAUUACUCCAUAGAAUGCAAUAGUUUGGAUUACACAGUACAACAUUUCUAUAGUUCAAUAAAAUGGUUAUUUAUUAAA
Messenger RNA from Aethina tumida (small hive beetle), 474 nucleotides. RefSeq names its product cuticle protein 16.5-like. The record is from RefSeq and is a predicted model, not a curated record. The coding region runs from base 103 to 384 and encodes 93 amino acids. NCBI's taxonomy places the organism in Eukaryota, Metazoa, Arthropoda, Insecta, Coleoptera, Nitidulidae. The transcript is spliced from 2 exons.